AUGGCCCGCACUGGACUUAUUGCCUUCUAUCCGGCUAGUGGCCUUUUCUAUCAUCAUACUGCGCGACUCGGACAUGUGGUGAAUUACUACGACCUCAACGGUUACACAAUGACUGAAGACCUUGCGGUGUCUUUAGCCUUAGCUCAGGCGAUCAAGGCUUUAUCCCUAAAAAGACUUGUCUACCUCCUCUCGCAUUUCAACUCGAAAGAACUCUCCCCGCAUUUUACCCUCUCCCUGUUGAUACGUGUUGCGCACGGCUUGUCGGAUCUCUUCUUCUGGAUCUCGGUUUUCAACUGUGUCAUUUUCGAUGCAUCUGACGCGUCUACUUUGACCACGGGCCACGGGCGCGUCGGUUCAAGUUCACGACAAGUGGAUCUUCGGGAAAGGCGCUUGUCGCCGAAGCUUAUGGGUUUGCUUAUCGUUGUGCUCUAUACAGCUGCACCAUUCCAUGCGUCGAACAUAUCGGAUGCCAUCGCAGACGGGGCUUUCGGGGCACUGUCGUACCCAAAUAUCGAGCAGAUUUUAAAGCGAUCACUACCAUUCUUCCCUCCCCCGACUAUCCACUCCGGGGAGCACAUCUUGUGUAUGGUACCCAAAGGACUUAUUCUGGCCUCUGAGGCCUGA
Molecule: messenger RNA, 624 nt
Organism: Laccaria bicolor S238N-H82
Lineage: Eukaryota; Fungi; Basidiomycota; Agaricomycetes; Agaricales; Hydnangiaceae
Exons: 4
Coding region: 1-624 (207 amino acids)
Source: RefSeq, a predicted model, not a curated record